CUGAAGAGGUCGAGUGCUCCCAACAUGUUACCAAUCAUUGUCUUAAGUCUUUGUGCUUUCGCCUACGGCGAACACAUCACCGAUGUGGUUCACAACCAUUUAAAUCUUGAGGAUUAUCAUUUCCCGGUAAUCGUCAAUGGAGUUCCAGUCGACACCCCCGAAGUGCAGAGGGCUAGAGAGCAACACUUGGCUGCUGUCCAUCAAGCCAAGAUUCUCGCCGCAGAACACGACGAAAGACAAACCAGGGUGGUUUACAAGCCAAUCAAACGGUGGAAUCUGCAGCCAAUAUACAACAUUCCUUCGCACGGUUGGAGGGCAAAGAGGAGUCUUUUAGAAGAAGAAGAAGAGCAUAUUCCCUUCUCUCAGCACCUGGAAAAAUUGACAACUGAGUCAGUUUGGCCUCAACCACAAACUUCCGUUUGGCAUUCAACUUCCACAAAGUGGGUCCAACCGCAAACAUCCGUUUGGACUCAACCUAAACCUUCCACAGCUUGGGUGAAAACACCAUCCCAAUGGAUCCAACCACAAGCCCAAAAAUGGAACAAUGUGAACAAAGUAACAGAAACCAAAUACCAGAUUAAUCACCCAGCGGUCACUCAAACUCAAGCUUGGCUCGAACCACAACACGUCCCCGUUUUAGAUAAAUACGGAGUACCAGAAGAAACUCCCGAGGUUAAAUUAGCUAAGGAACAACACCUUUGGGCCAAGGAACAAGCCGAAAUCAACCACAACUUGUGGACGUCACAAACUGACGGAUGGAAGGCACAAUCCAAUCAAUGGAAACCACAGUCUAACGUCUGGGUUGUUGAUUCGAAGCAACCGUACUCGACCGCACAGAAUAACGGCUGGAACGUUUGGAACAAGGAACAACACAUUCCAAAAAUCACCAUCCAUGGAGUUCCCGAGGAGACGCCGGAAGUACAGUUGGCCAAAACGCAACAUUUGGCCGCUCACGCUCACGAACAAGCCAAACACUCUGGUUGGAUUGGACGGCAAGCUAAAUGGUGAACGUCGAUUUUUAAUUGAAGGCUUUUU
This is a messenger RNA of Aethina tumida (small hive beetle), 1035 nucleotides long. RefSeq lists its product as uncharacterized. The transcript has 3 exons. The coding region runs from base 25 to 1008 and encodes 327 amino acids. Lineage: Eukaryota; Metazoa; Arthropoda; Insecta; Coleoptera; Nitidulidae. The record is from RefSeq and is a predicted model, not a curated record.